This is a messenger RNA of Phytophthora megakarya, 768 nucleotides long. Lineage: Eukaryota; Oomycota; Peronosporomycetes; Peronosporales; Peronosporaceae. The record is from the annotation of a GenBank genome assembly.
AUGUUCGCGAGACGUACGUUGAAGUCCAACGAAUUAAAUUACGGGAUCGCGGAGAAAGAGGUGUUGGCAUUGUUGCGGAUCCUGGAUCUCAACUAUAACAUUUUAGUUGGAAGGCCGAUCCGAGUGCUGACGCGAAAUUCCACACUGGCUUGGUUGUUUAGAAAAAAUGAAUUACAAGGCCGAUUGGGACAGCGGGACGCGUUGCUUUCACCCUGGAUGCUCGAGAUCGUCAAGAGAAACAAGGGCGAAGACGAGAUACUGGGCACAUUAGCAGCCAGUAUCACUCCCAGAUCCGAAGUCGACAAAGCGCUGAUCUCAAUCGCCCCAAAGAAGGAGCUGAGAAAUAAGAUCCAAGCCCUGAUCCCUACGGUGAGAUUGGACGAGGAUCUUUAUGUCGCCAGCCUCGACGGAUCUGCCCGUGUCGUGCGAGAUGGAGGCGCUUACAGCGCGAUCCUGUGGAAAUUACUUGAGUGGACUGUGGCGGAGGGCAGAUCCGACUGUGAGAUCGACUGCAAGGUGCCUGGAUUGACAUUGUUAAGACAAAAACCGUUGGACAGAUUGCGGAUCUGGCCGGAUCAUGAGUUGGUACAUGUGGAGCGGGAUUGGAACGGAAGUACAGAUAGCCUGGCUACUGCUGCAUUGCAACGACAAUUUGGAGACGACGAUGACACCGAUAGCGAGGUCCAGGAUCUGUUCGCAUUGAACCGACAAGAUAUUGGUGGUGACAUCCGAGGAUCUGCCAGUGGAGAUCUCAGCCGUUACAACUAG